Messenger RNA from Chara braunii, 1392 nucleotides. Lineage: Eukaryota; Viridiplantae; Streptophyta; Charophyceae; Charales; Characeae. The record is from the annotation of a GenBank genome assembly.
CGACUCGACGGCCAUUUCGGAGUCAAUCGCACGAUUGCACGGCUUCGACAACGAUUCCGAUGGCCCGACCUCAUUUCCGAUGUCAUGCGGUUUGCGAUUCUUGCGAAGUUUGCCGACGCAGCAAACCCCGCAACCGCAAUCCCUAUGGCGAGUUACGCCCGAUGCCUAUCCCCCGGGAACCCGGUAUCUCCAUUGCUAUGGAUGUCACCGGUCCGUUUCCUCGAGACCGGCUCGGGCACGACGGCAUCCUCACGGUUGUGGACCGAUUGAGCAAGUACGCACGUUUUCUUCCUUGCAAGUACUACUCCACGGCUCCCGAGCUGGCACGCCUCUUGCACACCGGUUGGAUUUGUGGCCACGGCGUACCCGAGGACAUAGUCAGCGACCGCGACACUCGUUUCAUGUCGACUUUUUGGACCUCUCUCAUGCAGGAGUCCGGCACGACGAUGAAACCCAGUUCGGCUGGGCAUCCACAGACAGACGGGCAAACGAAGCGGGCACAUCAGACCGCUCAAAUGAUGCUUCGUACGCUCAUCCGUCCGGACCAGAAGGAUUGGGUUGACCGCCUCCCCGACAUCGAGUUCGCCUACAACACUUCAGUGCACCCGGCGAUCGGUGUGACUCCAUUCGAGUUGCACCACGGUGGACGGAAAGGCCGUAUCUUCGCUAAUCUUCUCCUCCCUCGACCAGCCGACAUUGAUGCCGCUUGCUCUCCCGCUUCCGUCCGGAAGUACAAGGAAUUGCUGGCUCAAGCCCGCACAAACAUGCAAAAGGCUCAAGUCCGCAUGCAGCAGCAAGCCAACAGGCGCCGCGUACCAUGUCCCAUCCGCGCCGGAGAUCGAGUUUGGGUCUCCUCGGAAGAGUUUGCAUUGGAAYAGGAUGUCUCACGCAAACUACUCCCUAAGUGGUUUGGACCAUGGACAGUGACAUCAGCYGCGGGCGAUGAGCCCGAUGGCCCUUCAUUUGUGAUCGACAUUCCUGAGCAUCUGACGGUCCAUCUAGUCUUUCAUGCGUCAAAGCUGGCAACAUAUACACCAGCUAAGAGCGAUGACUUCCCGGGCCGACGAUCGCAGAACCCUCCUUCUAUGGAUGGUCAUCAGGAGGUUGACCGCGUCAUCUCAGAUCGCAAGUAUGGCAGCAAGCCGCGCCAGUAUAAAGUUACAUUCAGAGCAUGCGAUCCCGACGACACUCGGUGGAUUUCAGGAGCAGAUUUGAAAGCGUCUGCACCGCUGAUCUACGCUCACUACGAGCGACAGAGGUUAGCCAAGGGACCUCCACGACCUGCCCCUCCCACCCGGACUGUGGUCCCUCCCUCAGACAGACAGCUUCGCCCUCGUAGGUAAGCUCGGUCUUUCAAGGAGGGGGGGGUGUGGCAUACUGUGCAGCCACACG